Messenger RNA from Hyalella azteca, 2490 nucleotides. Its product is annotated as cadherin-99C. Gene Ontology annotation, cellular component: plasma membrane. Gene Ontology annotation, molecular function: calcium ion binding. The record is from RefSeq and is a predicted model, not a curated record. Gene Ontology annotation, biological process: homophilic cell-cell adhesion. Lineage: Eukaryota; Metazoa; Arthropoda; Malacostraca; Amphipoda; Hyalellidae.
CCAUCGUGAUGAGUGGAUGUAUGUCGUUCGGUGUUAAGUGAUACUAGCUCCAGUUCUUAGCAUUCUUGGCAUGCUUCGUCCUGUGGAGAGUUCAGUGGUUGUGCAACCGAAGUAUAAGAGAACAGUGAUAGGUUGCUUUAUCAUUUAACAAUGUUUUUUUGGCUGAUGUUGCCGCUGUUGCCGCUGCUGCUGCUCACGGCUGCCGCAGCUGACCCCCCUGUUUGCGGCCUGCGCAGCGCGACGCCCGUCAUCGUCUUGGACCUGCCGGAGAGCCUCGGAGGACAGACGGACCAGCAGACAGACCCCGCCGAGUUGCCGCUGGUGGGGAAGGUUGGGGAGGAGAUCCAGCUGAGUCUGUCCCCAGAGGGCGGGGAGUUCUUCAACCUGACGGGGAAGCGGCUUCGGCUGCUGCAGCCCCUCGACAGGGAUGCGGGAGACCUAACGACCCUCAGGUUUACCGUCGUGUGUCGGGCGCUGCGUGCGGACGCGGACGGCGUAGUAAUACAGCGCAGCGUCCCUGUUGUCGUACGCGUCGUCGACCGCAACGACAACGAGCCCCGCUUUGUGGGCGCUCCUUACGUCAUCACCGUGCCAGAGUCCACGCCCGUGGGGGCGACGGUCUUCAAGGGGCUGCUGGCCACCGACGCAGACCACGGGGCUAACGGGCAGAUCAGGUACUCAGCUGUACCAGGUACAGGGGGGCCCACGGACGGCUAUGGUACCCUGGGGGUGGCGCUCCCCCACGUACCACACGUCACGGUACUCGCCCCCCUCGACUACGAGGCCUCCAGGGUACUGGUACUCAACGUCCAGGCCACGGAUGGGGAGCGGACCAGCCUCACGACCCUCACGGUCCACGUGGAGGACAGCGACGACCAGAACCCCCUCCUCCUCCCCUCCCCCUGCUGGCCUCCUCCCUCCAAGGUCCCUCCACCGGACUGCACCCCGCCCCAGUACAGCGCGACGGUCGUGGCGGGCCAACGGGCCGGUCUGCUGGACGUCCUUCCCGAGCGAAUACGGGCCGUAGACCAGGACACCCAAGGGGCGGGGAUGCGGUACUCGUGGGCGUCAGGGACGCCGUCGUCCUUCCGUCAGUUCUUCGCCGUGGACGCCACGACGGGCGCCGUCAGCCAGCUGGCGCCCGUCCCCCGGGGGAUGGCGGACGUCUUCCUGCUCAGCGUCAGGGUACGUCUUCCUGCUCAGUGUCUGGGUACGUCUUCCUGCUCAGCGUCAGGGUACGUCUUCCUGCUCAGCGUCAGGGUCCCGGUACUGCACGCCUCCGACGGUACCGGUACCGUGCCUGAGAACUCCGCCCCCGGUACCCCGGUACUGACCGGGACCGGCGCCCCCCUCACCCUCACCGUCUCCGACCCUGACCAUUUGGGGGACGAGAACCCCCCACUCUAUCAGUUCGAGCUCACGACGGGAGCGUUCAAAGUCACCCCCGCGGGGGUGCUGGUCGUGGCCGCCCCCCACCUGGACCGCGACCCCCCCAACACCCCCACCCACUUAUUGCAAAUAAGCUGGAAUAUUAGCUGCAAUAUUAACGGGAAUAUUGCGAUGGACCGUGGGGGGCUGCGGGGGGCGACGCUCCUGGAGGUGCGGGUGGCGCGGGGGCCCAACUCUGGGGGACCCUACUUCCCCCGCCGCUCCCUCAGCGCCCUCGUGCCCGAGGACGCUCCUCCGGGGGCGCCUGUCAUCACCCUCAAGGCUGUGGACCCCGACGGGGAUGUCCCCCGCUAUAGCCUGCACCCCAUGAAGGGGGACACGAGCCCCCCUCACCCCCCACUCCCCUUCACAAUAGACCCUCUGAGUGGGGAAGUCUCCCUCGCAGCCCCACUAGACCGGGAGGCUAAAGCAACAUACUCAAUGAUCGUGACGGCCGAGGACGACGAAGGGCUGCGCGGGUCCGUCACUCUGGACGUGACGGUCACGGACGUUAAUGACGUACGGCCGACGUUCCUAGACGAGCCGUACUCCUUCAGGGUCCAGGAGGGUCAGGACGUCACGUACCUGGGCACCGUCAGGGCGCGGGACGGGGACGAGGGCAGGGCGGGGGUGGUGCAGUUCUCGGUGCCCCCCAAUUCCCCCCUCUCGGUGGCACCCCUUAACGGCUCCCUCCACACCACCCGCCCCCUCGACUACGAGCAGCAGCAGGUGCACUAUGUGGUGGUGACGGCCACUGAUGGUGGUCGUCCUCCGCUGUCCGCCACCACGACCCUCACCCUCCUGGUGGAGGACGUGGGGGACGAGCCCCCCACUUUCCCCCAGGAGGUGUAUGACGUCACUGUGGGGGAAGACACCCCCGUUGGGGGACUGGUCACCACAGUCCAGGCCGUAGACCCCGACUCCUCCCCCACCAUCACCUACGUCCUCAAGGGGGUCGCUCCUCCACAGGGGUCGGGGCUGUUCGGUGUGGACGGGACGACGGGACGCGUGACGGUGAUGGCGCCCCUGGACAGGGAGGUGCUGGGGACGGUCGUCCUCACG